Xyrichtys novacula (pearly razorfish) is the source of this 3013-nucleotide messenger RNA. The record is from the annotation of a GenBank genome assembly. Lineage: Eukaryota; Metazoa; Chordata; Actinopteri; Labriformes; Labridae.
AUGUUUAGCCUCAUUAAAGUAGCGCAUCAUCUUCGUAAUGUUGACCCCAAAUCCAGGAAAGUGGAGCCCAAGAUUAUCACCAGGAUGGUAGAGAUCUUGUCAACCAUGAUAAAGCCGGCAGUUCCUACCCCAGAGACUAUGGAACUGAUUAAGGACAAUGCUGAAGCCUGGGGUUACAACACUAUUUCCACUUUGGUCAACCACUACGAACUGGGUUUUGAUGAAGUCAUGUUUGAACUCCAAGAGUUAAUGAUCCCACAAUGGCGAGAUGCGUUUGAGGUGGCGGUGCGUUGGGCGAAGAGAAACUUGCCCCGCAUCACGGAUGAGGCUAUAGGCGUAGCAUACGCCAGGAUUUCAGGAUAUGUUAAAGAUUCGGCCUCAAAUGUCGGUGGAGAUGAGUCCAAGAUCUUUGACAUACAACCCCAGCCACCAAUCCAACCAGUGAAAAUAGUACAGUCCCUUGAGAAGCCGAUAGCUCCCAGUCACGAGCUGCAGAAACGACCAACGGCCAAACAGGCCACAGAGGUCAAAAAGGUCAAGCAGGACCGCUCUGCAUCGGCAUUUGUUCCACGACCUGUAGGGAAAAUAGAUCAGCCACAACCUAUCGCCAAGCAGGCUACAAAGGUCACACAGGUCAAGCAAAACGAUGACCACUCUGGAGGGGCAGUUACUCCUAAAUUACAGAGGGAACAACGACACAUUACACGGGACAGAGAUCAAACAUUAGGCCAAACAGGGGUCAGAGUCCAGGAGACACACAAGGUCAAGAGUCCAGAUCUAGAAGAACCAGACUCAGGGUUUGAUGAAGGAGAUGUCUUCCUGGACUCAUUGGAUUUCUCCACUAAUUUAGAGCCACCACUGUUUGAAGUAGGGAUGUAGGAUUAGUUCUAGCCUGGACCCAGGCUCUAACCCUAACCCUAACCCUAGCCCUAACCCUAACCCUAGCCUGGGCCCUAACCCUAACCCUAACCCUAGCCCUAACCCUAACCUGGGCUCUAACCCUAACCCUAACCCUAACCCUAGCCCUAACCCUAACCCUAACCCUAACCAUAGGUCUAACCCUAACCCUAACCAUAGGUCUAACCCUAACCCUAACCUUAGGGGGUUAAUAAAUAAAUAAAUUAAUAAAUAAAUUAAUAAACAAAUAAAUAAAUAACAUCAUAUAUUGCAUGGUAAAUCAUCUACAAGGGUGCUAAAGGGUUAAAAGAGCAAAUACAAAAAGGGUUAUAAUUUAGUUAAAAAAUAAGGAAAUUCAUUGUAUUUUUCUCUGGGAGAGUAUAAAAGGCAGAGCAGAGGAGGAAAAUUCAUUUUCACUCUGACAGCCACCAAGUAAAGACCUACUGCAUUUAAACUACUGUUUGCUUUAUGUUGUGUGUGCCUUGGCCUGAGGAAGACCAACACAGGUCGAAACGUAGCAUCAUAGGCACACAAUAGGAAGGCUAAGAAUAGUUAUCAUUGUGAAAAACAAAUAAAAACAUUCUAAAAAAAUUAAAAAACAAAAAAAUACAAAAAAAUAAAAAAAUACAAAAAAAUGUAAAAACAGUUAUAGUUUAUUUUGAGGGUAUUUAAUCACAGUUUUUGUUAAUUAAGAAGUUCAAAUAAGAACAAAAUCAACAUUUUAUUUUAAGAAAGGGUUUAAAAACAGUUAUUUUAUUUUGUAUUACAAACAGCAUCUCUAUAAAAACAAUCAUAAUCUCAUUUAAGUAAAAUCUUUAUAAAAAAAAAAAAAAAAAACAACAAGGAAAUCACAAUUUUGUUUAAGAAAGAGUUUAAUUUCAUUUAUUUCUGUGGGAUAAAAUCACAAUUUUAAUUUAAAUAUAUAAAAAUCUUAAAACAAAGUAUGAUGGCCACUCCACGCAGGAGUGGCUUUGACGGCUGGACGGAGGUCCGCUUUGGCCGUAAAGGCCAGCGCUUCCGCCAGCCAUUCCGGGACCGGGGGAACGUGUUCGGUCGAGGGAAGGCCCGUGCAUUCCCCGCUCCCUAUGGGAGACGGGAUUCAUUCCCCAAACCUGUCCAGCCAGUGCCUCACUCACAUAGGCCGCCACGUGAACCUGGUCCCACUGCUAAACCCUACACCUCAGGGGAGGUGAGGAGACAACCAGCUGACCCAGAAUUUGGGCAGCUGGUGAGGAAGAUGUUUAGCCUCAUUAAAGUAGCGCAUCAUCUUCGUAAUGUUGACCCCAAAUCCAGGAAAGUGGAGCCCAAGAUUAUCACCAGGAUGGUAGAGAUCUUGUCAACCAUGAUAAAGCCGGCAGUUCCUACCCCAGAGACUAUGGAACUGAUUAAGGACAAUGCUGAAGCCUGGGGUUACAACACUAUUUCCACUUUGGUCAACCACUACGAACUGGGUUUUGAUGAAGUCAUGUUUGAACUCCAAGAGUUAAUGAUCCCACAAUGGCGAGAUGCGUUUGAGGUGGCGGUGCGUUGGGCGAAGAGAAACUUGCCCCGCAUCACGGAUGAGGCUAUAGGCGUAGCAUACGCCAGGAUUUCAGGAUAUGUUAAAGAUUCGGCCUCAAAUGUCGGUGGAGAUGAGUCCAAGAUCUUUGACAUACAACCCCAGCCACCAAUCCAACCAGUGAAAAUAGUACAGUCCCUUGAGAAGCCGAUAGCUCCCAGUCACGAGCUGCAGAAACGACCAACGGCCAAACAGGCCACAGAGGUCAAAAAGGUCAAGCAGGACCGCUCUGCAUCGGCAUUUGUUCCACGACCUGUAGGGAAAAUAGAUCAGCCACAACCUAUCGCCAAGCAGGCUACAAAGGUCACACAGGUCAAGCAAAACGAUGACCACUCUGGAGGGGCAGUUACUCCUAAAUUACAGAGGGAACAACGACACAUUACACGGGACAGAGAUCAAACAUUAGGCCAAACAGGGGUCAGAGUCCAGGAGACACACAAGGUCAAGAGUCCAGAUCUAGAAGAACCAGACUCAGGGUUUGAUGAAGGAGAUGUCUUCCUGGACUCAUUGGAUUUCUCCACUAAUUUAGAGCCACCACUGUUUGAAGUAGGGAUGUAG